Messenger RNA from Pseudo-nitzschia multistriata, 1723 nucleotides. NCBI's taxonomy places the organism in Eukaryota, Bacillariophyta, Bacillariophyceae, Bacillariales, Bacillariaceae. The record is from the annotation of a GenBank genome assembly.
GUAUAUUUAUUGAUUUUUUAUGCUUGCAGCAGUAGCAUGACAUGUGUGGGCAUCAUUAGGAAGGCAUAGUACUAUCUACAGGACUGAUGGGUUUCAUUUGAGUAGUACUACUACUAGUACUACUAGUACCACUACUACUAAGGUGUGUAAAAUACUAUUAUUUAUAUUUAGAUAUUAAGAUCUAAUACUAUAUUAACGGGACUAGUAGCAAUUCUACACAAACAGGUCAAAAUUUGUCAUCAAGAUUGAUCACAAACAACAGAUCACAAAUUUGUUGUUUCUGAUCACAUUUUUUGUGAUCAAAUCUGAUCACAAUUUUCCGGGACCAGGACGGAGGGCCUGGGAAUCUAAAUUUUCCCCCAAAAAUUGAUUUCGACAUGGUUCCGCUAUGAUCCAAUAAUUUUUGUCCUGUACAUGCGCCUCACGAGAACUUGUUCUACACGCGUACGAUUCCCAACACUUCAAGUUUGAAAUUGAAGUUUCGCAAUCCAAAAACUCGAAAAAAUCAUGCCACUUGCUCUGUGUUGUCAAAAAUGGUAUCAUUUCAGUUGGCAAGGAAAUUCUGUUUUGUCAUUUGGUCAAGUCGUUGUUACAACAAGUAUUGCUGCCAAUUAUUUCCCCCUUAUUUAUACAAUGGCGCUGAAAAAACUUUUSAUACCGACAACAUUCUGCCUUGUGCUGUUGGGGAUUGUUUCCGACACCGCCUUGGCGUUUGUCCCAUCGAAAAGCACUGGGACCGCAACUCAGACUAGGCUUCCCUCUCAGCUUGGGGUCGGAGUUGUCCCAAGUACGGCCGAAGCCAUUCAGGAAAUGUCCAACGCAAGGUUCGCAUUCGGAAUGUGCUUCUACGGAGCCCUCGGCAUUGGGUCGAUUGGGCGGGAACUUAUCCCAAUUGUGUUUGGCAGGUACCAAACGACGAGCUCUCUGGAAAGCGAUGGUAGCAUCGCCGUUCGCAGUGGUAGUGCCGUCGCUAACAGCGACGAGGAUCUCAGAAUCUGGGGUUAUCCCGAAAAAAUCUACAAAAAAGAUGUCGAAAUGAUACUGAACAACAAGCUGACGCCCCUGGCCAUUGCCAAGAAGUAUCCCAUUGCUCGAGACGAGGACACCGACCCGAGUUACGAGUACACACAUUUGACGGAAGCUGUUCCCUUUUUGGGAUACGAGGGAUUCGUAAAGGCAAACCCCGGGGCGAAUCCUGUCGCGCUCCGGGCCGUCUUUGACAGUUUUUCCAACAGCAUUGGUGGCUCCAACGCUGUCUCGCCGAUUACGGCCCAGCGGAACAUUGAGACCUAUUUGGACAACAAGAAGGUCACUGGGGCACUGGCCAAGAAACUGAACGGGGGAAAGUCUCUCGGAAUUGCUGCCUUUGUCUUUCUGUUGAUCCUGUUGGGGGUUGGAGACGCGCUGGCGAUCUUUCACCUGUGGAAGGGCUGGUUCCCGGAAUGGCAGGGAUUUAGUGACAUCCCCGCGUCGCUCUUUGACCAGAAUAUUGGAAUUGCAGUCCUGCCGAAUUUCUUUGUCGGGGAUGUCCCCCCAAUUCCAUAAGAAACCAACCAGCCAACCGAUUGACGCGAAUUCUGUUUGUGGAAAAGUUUCGAUUUCGCAUUGUGAAUACCAGAUUCUUUUUUUGGACGAGGAAGGGGACCACUCUGGUUCACUUUUGUUGUCGAGACGGAACCUUUAUUUCUCAAAUCUAGUCAAGGAAUAGAAGAGAUGGCGCAGC